UGAUGAAAGCGGAAGUGUAAUUGUUAUGGAUUUUUUUUGUUUGUUUUUGUCAGUCACAUCAGCCUCUUCUUGAAUGGCUUCCCGCAGCAGAUGAAACAGUCUCCACAUCAGCAGUAGGUGCGGUGUGAUAACCGUGGCAUCAUGGGAGUCCUUGUGGUCGUUUUGGUUGUGCUCCCAUUCAUCUGUCAGUGCCAGAGCCCGGAAAGCCUUCGGUACAACACAAAAAGGUAUCAAGAAAAUGAAAAAGCCUGGUCAGAUCCCAUUGACUGUGCAUCCAGGAACAAGGAGCCAGUGGUUUUAACAGACUUUAAUAACUUUUCUGUGGACAUCCGUAUGCCUGGAGUUGUCCCUUCUGAGUCGGAUACUUACCUGUGCAUGGCAGUUCCCGUACCAACUAGUCGAGAUGCGUAUGUUGUGGAUUUUCUACCUCAUGCCAGUAUGACCACAGUCCAUCACAUGUUGCUGUUUGGCUGCCAGACUCCUGCCUUCUCAAGCAGCUAUUGGAACUGCGGUGGUGUACGUGACACCUGUAAGGGUGAACCUUCAAUCAUGUAUGCAUGGGCCCGGAAUGCACCGCCUACUAAGUUACCAAAAGAUGUUGGUUUUAAAGUUGGAAGAAAUUCAGGGAUUUCCUACUUUGUGCUGCAGAUGCAUUAUGGGGAUGUUACUGGUUUUAGAGACCACCAUAAAGACUGCUCAGGACUUAGCUUAAGGUUGACAUCCAAACCGCAGCCAUUAAUGGCUGGAAUAUAUUUGUUGAUGUCUAUGGACACGGUCAUCCUCCCAGGAAAAAAAGUCACAACUGCAGACAUCGCCUGUGAAUACACUUCCUACCCUAUCUACCCCUUUGCCUUCAGGACCCACACACACCAACUGGGCAGAGUAGUCAGUGGUUACAGAAUUCGAGAUGGCAAGUGGAGCCUGAUAGGGAGACAGUCUCCUCUGCUGCCACAGGCAUUCUAUCCUGCUAACAAAGACGUGAAUGUGAAGUAUGGUGACACCAUUGCAGCCAGAUGUAUGUUUACUGGUGAAGGGAGAACCUCAAAAACAUAUAUCGGUGGUACCGGUAAUGAUGAAAUGUGCAACUUCUAUAUAAUGUACUACAUGGACAGUAAGCAUGGCAUCCCCUACAUGCAGUGCACGGACACUGGAUUCAAACAGCUUUUUCAAAAUAUUCCACCUGAGGCGAACAUCCCUGUUAUUGUCAGUCCAAGCCUUAUGCAUUCUAUGAUGCAUACAGCACACACAAAAGAUAAAGGAUUAAUGUUGGAGACAAGCAAACCAGAGCAGUUGUUAGACACGGAUGCAGACGACCAUCUGGAGCAAGUCACACCGUGGCCAGUGACUCCCCUCAGGCUGGGCCAAGUGUCAGGACUUGCCCUUGACUCAGAGGGUAACUUGAUCAUUUUUCACAGAGGUGACCAUCACUGGGGGAUCAAUUCUUUUGACAACCUGGCAGCAUAUCAGCAGAGGUCUCUUGGUCCUAUUCAGCAGUCCACUAUUUUGGUUGUUGAUCCAGUCAAAGGACACAUCCUCAAGGCCUCUGGAAGAAACAUGUUUUACUUGCCUCAUGGAAUAACUACAGAUAAGGACAAUAAUUACUGGGUUACUGAUGUAGCUCUCCAUCAGGUGUUAAAAGUGACGAGUGAUGGCAGAGACAGAACCCUCUUGGCACUUGGACAGGCUUUCAUACCAGGCAGUGACCAGAAUCACUUCUGCAAACCUACUGAUGUCGCUGUUGACACGGUUACUGGGAACAUCUUCAUAUCGGAUGGUUACUGCAAUGCCAGGAUAGUUAAGUUUUCAGCUGGAGGCCAGUACCUGUCUGAAUGGGGUGCAGGUUCUUCAGACAGAAGGAGACGUGUGCCAUUUAAAAUUCCCCACAGCCUGGUUUUCCUUCCUGACAAACAGGAAAUAUGCGUGGCUGACAGGGAAAAUGGCCGUAUCCAGUGUUUCUUAGCCCAGACUGGAGAAUUUGUCAAGGAAAUUAAGAAAGAAGACUUUGGAGGAGAGGUGUUUGCUAUUACCUAUAGUAGUGCUGAAGGCGGUUUGAUCUUUGCAGUAAAUGGAGAAUCUCCAAAUGGCCACUCAGCUCCAUUGAAAGGCUUUGUCAUAAAUUAUUCAUCCACGGAUAUUAUGGACACUUUCAGCCCAGAGAAGCCGGAAUUUAAAAUGCCCCAUGACAUAGCUGUAACCAAGGAUGGCAGUGUCUUCGUUGGGGAUGCAGGCUCCAAUUCUGUCUUCAAAUUCAACACUGAGAAAGCCCAUCGGUCUGUCAAGAAGGGUGGAAUUGAGGUUCAAGAACUUGAAGAAAUGGAGACCAUUGUUCAAGCAAAAAUGAGGCCUGAGCAAUUGUCAGACUCAGGAGCCAACCAGGACAAGCCACGCUUACAUUCGCAAAUGCAGGAGACACACCAGACACAACCCAAGGAGGAGAAUCAAAAGACCACAACGAAACAAAACCAAGGGCAGCGUGUUUACCCAGUUGUCAUGACCGUGUUGCUCCUCGUCCCUCUGGUGCUGGUUGUUUCUGUUGGAGUCUUCAUCUGCUGGAGGAGAAAUGGCAGACAUGGAGUUAAACCUGAUCCCAGUGCAGUGGGAGGGAUCUUGGGAAAACUCAGUGGUAAAGCGGUUGGCAGUCUGAACCUGGGACUUUUUGCAUCUCACAAGGGUUACAGCCGCCAAGGCUUCGACCAGCUGAGCACCGAAGGCAGCGACCAGGAGAGGAAUGAUGAGGAAAGCACGGACUCGGAGAAUGAGGAGUACUCUGCACCUCUGCCUGCAACUUCGUCCUCCUAAAUUACGUCUCACCCAGUGCAGCCGGGGUUACCAACCUUCUGCUUACAGUGCCAGGGUGUGUUCUGUUCAUUGUACGUGUAACUGUUGUGUUAGCUGCCAACUUUAGGAGUAAUUUAUUAAUCUGCUCUUGGUUUGGUGCAGUCUGGGUGACAUGUUUGCAUUUCACUGUUAAAGAUUUUUUUGCCAAAAGGAAACUUGCAUUAAAUGGACUCAUUGAGACUUUUUCAGACAGGAAGCACCGUAUCUCAGUCUCAGAAGAAUAUAACCUGUCCACUUAUCUAUAACUGCUUAUAUCUCGCCUGUUCUGAGUUUGGCAUUGUAGUGAGAGCUUCCUUCUUCCAAAAAAAACAAACAAAAAAAAAACUGAAAACUGCUGUUAGCUCCUGUUCUGUGGCUGAUUUUACUUAUUCUACUAUUGAAUGUUGAUGUUUCUAUUCUGUAGUCAGUUAACAUAACUGACUAACAAGGCAGUUAUGCGGAAUUAAUCAAGUAUAAAUCUGGGAACGCCAGCGUUAGUAAGCUUUGUUUUUGUUUUUUCUUUCUCUCCAUUUUAAGCCUAAUCAGAAAUUUCCAUAUAAUCUAAACAGGUGGCGUGAUUUGAGCGCAGUCUUUACAUUCGUUUGUUUUACAUCUCUUCAGUAACACGUCAGUUGUACUUUUGUGCCUUUUGUACUUUGCAGUACCUGCAUUAUAAAAUGUACAACAGGAUAAAAAACACCUGCUGCUAGUAAAGCCUAGACUGUUUUUUUUUUCCAUAUGCGUGAAAAAAGUUAAAUAUAUAUUGAUAUUUAUAUGUAAGAAUGUAUGUUUGUGUACAAAGCUAUCAGAAUAUUUUUAAUGCCUAAGUCUAAAGCACUGUAACAGUAAAAGUAUCAUAAACACACACAAAAAAAUACAAAAAUCAGGAAUUGGUUGCAUACAUGUUCUAACCCAGAUGUUUAUUAUAGAGUAACAUUCCAGUCUGAUUUGGCUGUGAAAGAUUAUGAUCAACUGCACCACCUGAUGACUUUAAAACGCCUGUUUGCACAGCAAGGAGGACUGAAACCAAAGCGGGAAGAGUUUGAUAAGAUUUUGAGUGAGUGAGACAUGUCGUCUGCAUGCAGAUAAUCAUCUCAGCUGUUUUACCUCA
Molecule: messenger RNA, 3928 nt
Organism: Thalassophryne amazonica
Lineage: Eukaryota; Metazoa; Chordata; Actinopteri; Batrachoidiformes; Batrachoididae
Gene: pam
Product: peptidylglycine alpha-amidating monooxygenase
Biological process (GO): peptide metabolic process
Cellular component (GO): extracellular region; membrane
Molecular function (GO): copper ion binding; protein binding; peptidylglycine monooxygenase activity
Source: RefSeq, a predicted model, not a curated record